Heterobasidion irregulare TC 32-1 is the source of this 1532-nucleotide messenger RNA. RefSeq lists its product as uncharacterized. Lineage: Eukaryota; Fungi; Basidiomycota; Agaricomycetes; Russulales; Bondarzewiaceae. The transcript has 6 exons. Bases 1 to 1395 code for a protein of 464 amino acids. The record is from RefSeq and is a predicted model, not a curated record.
AUGUCGCGUCCUCGUCCACGCCCCCGUCCGCGCCCCACUAACCGCCAAGCCAAUCCUACUCAGUCGAGUAGCUCGUCAGCAUCUACGCAAAUCUUGGAAGCUUUAACGCAAACCACCUCCCUCAACCAGACUAAGAGCGCCCGGGAUAUUGAGCUCGACCAGGAAGACCAAUUCUUCAUUCGUAACCGUAAUCGAACAGCAAAGGAAUGGAAAAAAUUAGAAGAUAUCGACAAAGAGCGAGAAGAAUCACAGCCAACUACUCAGAACCCGGAUGAUGAUUCUCCUCCUGCUUCCCCUCGAAAGAGAUAUAGGCGCAGAAAGCUUCCAGACAGUCACAACAGUGACCUACCCGAGUGGACAAGACAGGAAAGCGCUCCUAUCAUUGUAUCCGAUGACGAUGACGACCUGGAAGUAGUCGAAGGCUUUUCGUCGAAUGCAGUCAAUGGCAAAUCUCAUGGCACAGAUCAGGCUGGCAACAAACGACUACGCAGCCGAUCUCGAUCCUUGACCCCCCCUCCACAGCUCACUGUUCAGCAGAGACAACACGCGCGAAAUGUUGUCAGACAGACGCUUAAGUCGGAACCCCGUCCUGCCUCCCCCACGCAGGGUUUCGCAGAUCAGUCUGUAGAAAUUUCGGAAAUAGACAUGGAUCCAGAACUUCUGUCGAUAACACGCGAUGUUGAGAAAAAGGCUCGUGGCAUCACUCCCGACUUCGCGGGCGGACCUAAGGCUGUCAAAAUCAAAGUCAAGUGGCGUCCUCAUCCCCUGGAUCAGGAUGGAGAGUCAGGCAGUUGGGUAUUCGACAUGAACAGGCAUGAUUCUUUCCGGACAGUAUAUGACGAUCUGGCAGACGAAGCAGGUAUACUCGUGGAUAGUCUCGUACUCAGCUACGAGGGUGGACGCGUAUUUGCGUCAGCAACUCCGCAUAGUCUCAAGAUAUGGGCAGACGCAGAAUUGGAGGCAUCUGAGAAGGUCACAUUCGAGUACAUCCGCGAGCAGCGGAUGCACAAUCGCGCGGUGCCUUCGAUACAGCCGGCCAAUAAGGACCGUUCUGCUUCAAUUAAUCCAGCUGAAGACCUUGACUCCGAUUCUGGGAUCGAGUCGAUCUCACAAGAGGUAGAGAACGAAGACGAGACAUUUAGAUUGGUUGUCCGCUCUGCAUCAACAAAGGACAUCACUCUCACUGUGCGACCCACGACAACGUGUGGUGCGAUCGUCAAGGCCUUUUUGCGACGUGCUGGUAUACCCGAUAAAGACCCUGGCAGGAAGAGUAGGAGAAAGAGCGGUGCUGGUGGCCCAAGCCUUAUGAUCGAUGGGGAGAAGAUGGGACCGGAGACACCGAUCUCAGAGGGCGACCUUGAGGACGGCGAUCAAGUGGAGGUCGUUGGCCUCUAAGCAUUGGCCGGCUAUAUUUAUGGUGUUGAAGGUUCCAUCGUGGCCUCGAAGCAUGUUGUGAUACAUCCAUCCUCCUGAUGGUUUUAAUUUUGUUUGGAUUCUGUGAUAUGGUAAGGUUCGCGAUAGGAACGAAUCGA